GGAAACCCCGUUGCUCCCUUUCCCCUGGCUGGCAGCGCGGAGGCCGCACGAUGCCUGGAGUUACUGUAAAAGACGUGAACCAGCAGGAGUUCGUCAGAGCUCUGGCAGCUUUUCUCAAAAAGUCCGGGAAGCUGAAGGUUCCUGAAUGGGUAGACACCGUCAAGCUGGCCAAGCAUAAGGAGCUGGCGCCCUACGAUGAGAAUUGGUUCUACACGCGAGCUGCCUCCACAGCGCGGCACCUGUACCUUCGGGGUGGUGCAGGGGUCGGCUCCAUGACCAAGAUCUACGGUGGGCGACAGCGGAACGGCGUCAUGCCCAGCCACUUCAGCAGAGGCUCCAAGAGCGUGGCACGGCGGGUGCUGCAGGCUCUGGAGGGGCUGAAGAUGGUGGAGAAGGACCAAGAUGGCGGCCGCAAGCUGACACCUCAGGGACAGAGAGACCUGGACAGAAUCGCCGGACAGGUGGCUGCUGCCAACAAGAAGCAUUAGAGCUGAAAGCUGCUGGAUAUACUAAUAAAGCGCCUCAUUCGUAA
Messenger RNA from Suncus etruscus (white-toothed pygmy shrew), 532 nucleotides. It is a transcript of the gene RPS19, whose product is annotated as ribosomal protein S19. The record is from RefSeq and is a predicted model, not a curated record. Gene Ontology annotation, biological process: ribosomal small subunit assembly; translation. Lineage: Eukaryota; Metazoa; Chordata; Mammalia; Eulipotyphla; Soricidae. Bases 51 to 488 code for a protein of 145 amino acids. Gene Ontology annotation, molecular function: RNA binding; structural constituent of ribosome. Gene Ontology annotation, cellular component: cytosolic small ribosomal subunit; ribosome. The transcript is spliced from 6 exons.